AUGAACUGGCUGAAGUCGACUCUCUCCGCCGUGGUGGGCACCGAGGAGCCCAUCUAUGGCCCAGAGGCUAUCCAAUCUGUUGCGAAGCAAGCCGAGACAACUCCCUUCUCUGAUGUGAACAAGGAGAUUUUGCGCUGGCGCGCAUACUCUUACACCAAUGUCGAAACCCAGACCUUCUACAUCAUGGCCGACAACGGGACCCUGGUCUUCGUUCAGGUGAUUUACAGCAACAUUGUCGGAAUCCACACCACUGCCCAGUUCAACGUGAAGGUUUUCGACGUCAGCGGAAAGGGCGACAACAAGUGGUACUCGGACCCGCUCUCCAACUUCAUGUUCGACGAGAACAUGCUCUCCUUCGGCGCCGACAAUCUGUCGCUGACCCUCAACGAGGAGGCUAACUCUUACACCAUCAAGUCCACCGUCAACAGCGGCGCCCUGGUGGAUAUCAAGUUCUCCCAGACCGCACCCGGUUUCGUUGUCGGCAAGGACGGAACCUCAUACUUCGGAACCGACCCCAAGAACCCAUGGGGUUCCAUGCGCCACGCUUUCUGGCCCCGCUGUGCUGUUGAGGGUAGCAUCACCACCAAGGACAAGACCUACGAUCUCGCAGGUCGUGGUCUCUUCAUCAUGGCCCUACAGGGCAUGAAGCCUCACCACGCUGCCGCCCGCUGGAACUUCAUUAACUUCCAGACCCCCACCUACUCCGCUGUCAUGAUGGAGUACACCACUCCCCCCUCCUACGGCUCCACCAAGGUCAACGUCGGUGGUAUCGUCAAGGAUGGCAAGGUCAUCUACGCCGGCACAACCAACACAGCGGCCCACACAGAAACCAGCCAGGACGAGGGCAGUGACUGGCCCGCUCCCAAGUCCAUCAAGUGGGAGUGGACCGGCAAGACAACCGACGGCAAGGAACUCACAGCCGAGGUGAACGGUGCCCUCGGCUCGCGACUGGAUCGCAUCGACGUCAUGGCCGAGGUGCCAGGCUUCAUUAAGAGCAUUGCUGGCAGUGUUGCCGGUACUCGGCCGUACAUCUUCCAGUACUCGCCCCAGGAGAAGCUCUCAUUGAAGCUCAAGCUCGGCGACGAGGAAAUCACCGAGGAGGGAACUAUGUUCUCUGAGUCGACCUUCAUCUCGUAA
Molecule: messenger RNA, 1137 nt
Organism: Penicillium expansum
Lineage: Eukaryota; Fungi; Ascomycota; Eurotiomycetes; Eurotiales; Aspergillaceae
Product: survival factor 1 family protein
Exons: 5
Coding region: 1-1137 (378 amino acids)
Biological process (GO): response to oxidative stress
Cellular component (GO): cytoplasm
Source: RefSeq, a predicted model, not a curated record